CUCCGAAAAGGUUCAGCAUACCACUGGGAUCUUUUGAUAGUCGGCCUUAUUAAUAGUGUGCUCUCUCUUUUUGGUCUUCCUUGGAUUCAUGGAGCACUCCCACAUUCCCCAUUGCAUGUUAAAGCGUUAGCCGAUAUGGAGGAAAGAAUUGAUAUGGGUCAUCAUGUGCGACAGACGUAA
Protopolystoma xenopodis is the source of this 180-nucleotide messenger RNA. NCBI's taxonomy places the organism in Eukaryota, Metazoa, Platyhelminthes, Monogenea, Polystomatidea, Polystomatidae. The record is from the annotation of a GenBank genome assembly.